AGAAAGUGGUACGCAAUUUAGUGGGGACAAAAAAAAAAAAAAAAUCACUUCUUUGUUGUAAUCGCGCUAGUUUCAUUUAAAUUGACGUUGCAUAUGUCUUUCAGUCUUUGUAGUUUGUAUUCUCACAAAACGGAAAAAAAAAUAAAUAAAUAAAAUAAAAUAAAAAAAAUAAAAAAAAUCAUUAACCAUUAUUUUAGACCUGGUCUCUAAUUGAAGCCUCACAAAAUGGAAAAAGAAGAAGGAAACUCUUGCGGGGCAGCUGCAGAUCAUCAUGAUGAUCGUGAUCUUGAUCUCGGCAGGAUUUCUCUCCGGGCGUUCGAUCUCUCCGACGUCGACGACUUCACGUCAUGGGCCGGCGACGAAAAAGUGUGCCGUUUCUGCAGUUGGGAGGCCCGUUUCAGCAAAGAAAACGGCUUGGAGUUGCUCAAGAGCAGGAUCUUUUACCAUCCUUGGUGCAAGUCAAUAUGCCUUGGUGACAAGUCAAUAGGUGAUAUUUCAGUGACGCCUAAUUCGGGUAGUGACAGGUGUCGGGCCGAGAUUGGCUAUUCUGUGGGGUCGGCUUAUUGGAACAAAGGGAUUGCCACGUAUGCAGUGAAAUUGGUGGCCAAUGCAAUAUUUUGGGAGUGGCCACAUUUGGAGAGGCUUGAGGCUCUUGUGGAUGUGGAAAAUGUGGCUUCUCAAAGGGUUCUUGAAAAGGCUGGUUUUGAGAGAGAUGGUGUUCUUAAGAAGUAUUAUAUUCUCAAGGGGAAUACUAGGGACAUGGUUAUGUAUAGUUUUAUUCCUAAGCAUGAGUCUUAAACUUAAAUGAAGAGUUUAAAUUUGGGUGUUUGAUUAAUUUUGGAGAAAUUAA
Molecule: messenger RNA, 850 nt
Organism: Morus notabilis
Lineage: Eukaryota; Viridiplantae; Streptophyta; Magnoliopsida; Rosales; Moraceae
Exons: 1
Coding region: 226-798 (190 amino acids)
Molecular function (GO): acyltransferase activity, transferring groups other than amino-acyl groups
Source: RefSeq, a predicted model, not a curated record